Molecule: messenger RNA, 3242 nt
Organism: Ananas comosus (pineapple)
Lineage: Eukaryota; Viridiplantae; Streptophyta; Magnoliopsida; Poales; Bromeliaceae
Exons: 6
Coding region: 635-2860 (741 amino acids)
Biological process (GO): regulation of asymmetric cell division
Source: RefSeq, a predicted model, not a curated record
UUUGUCCUUUUUCUUGUUUUUGUUUUUUUGUUUUUUGGUAGUGAUAUGAUAUAUUAUGAUUUGUGCUCGGAAAUGCAAGCGAUCUUUUUCUACCCCCGUGAUGUUUAUAAUUAAUGAUCUGAUGAUGAUAGUGUACCAUAAAAUGACAUUCGUAGUAUCAGAGACAACGAAUUGCUUUUAUUGUUUAAACUAAUUUUUUAUUUUUUGAAAAGGAUUGCUUACUCGAAAAUUUUAGGUUUCAGUUUCUAAUUUUUUUUAGAUCACAGCGGUGUAAAUUUUGGAAAAUUUCUAUAAUUCCCCGUUUUUCAAUUGGUUUUUGAAUUCCCCUUGUUCCCAAUUAAUUUUUCCGUUCGUUUCAGGAAACAGGCCAUUAUUAGAUCACCAUCCUCUUCCCCAAAACCCUAACCCUAACCCUAACAUCUCCUCCACAACCCCAAAUAGCAACCUCUCUCUCUCACUGUCGCUCUGUGCGCUUGUCAAAAGGAUCCGUUCACCAAAUUUAAGUCUCUGUGGAGGAGGCAAAUGGGCUUCGGGCUUUGGGGGAGAUGAGAGAAGAUUCGGAUGCGGAUGCAGCUCAAAUUUGUCUGCGUAGGGAUUUAUAGUUGACAAUGCAUUGACCUACGCCCUAGAUACGAUGAGAUUAGAUGGAGAGCAACCCUCCAAUCAUAAUUUUGCUGAUCAGAUUGCCUCAAAAGUGAUCAGACCUAAUGAGGAGAAUUUGACUAUUGAUAUGUUUAAAGUAGAGAAAGAAGUUGUGUGGAACGAGAAGCAUGGGCAUUUAUCAUCAGUCGAGAAAAUCUUGGGCGAACACACAAAUACAUCACAACGUACAUAUCUUGCCCUCAGGAAUUCAGAUAACAGGAUUCAGAGUGAUAUUGAACAACAACCAAUUUGCACAGAUACUAAUGGACUGGUAGGCAAAAAGGACUUAUCAGCUGAAAAAACUGUUACAGAGAUCCAUUUGCCAGAUCCUCAUAUUGUCAAGGACAUAUGUGUGGAUGAACUAGUACGGUCGGUUGACAAGAAAUUAAUAGACAAUGAAGUGGAACAUAAGACUUCCUCAGGAAUUUAUUACUCUGUAGGGACUGUAAAAGAAGGUCAGAGUGAAGAAAUGGCUACAGCAAUUGCACAUGAUUCAAAAUCAAGAACAGUCUGUGAGCCCCUUAUUUGUGUUAUUGACAAGGAUACUGAAAAGCAACCUUUUCCUGAGAGUUCAUAUGGUGUCAGAGACCAGAUGAAUAUGGCAGAGCAGAUUGUAGGUGAUAGAUUUCAUGAGCCGAUCAGUUCACAACAAUUAAUCCCUCCUAAAGAUUGUAUUGAGGAACCUCAGAAAGUGUUUCAAGAUAGUUUUAUCUCCAGCAAUGAUCAUGAGCAAUCUGUUGAUGCACGAGCAAUUGAUCAGGAUUUAUUAGAGUGCUCUACUGUCCAAGCAGUUCCAUCUGAUACUAGUAAGCUCCAGGAGUGCAGUUGGAUGAAAGAGAAUCUAGUUAAUGGUUUCUCGAAGGACAUGAUUGAGGACUACUCUACUAUUGUAGGUGUAAUAUCUGAAAUGAAAGAGUCCAGCGGAAAUGUAGGCUGUUUAGAUGUUAUAUCAAAUAGUAUGUUGGAGGAGGGCUUUAAUGCAGCUGUACAAUCUGGUACCCAAACGUUGAGCCAAAUUGACUAUGCCAAAGAAAAUCCUUUUGAUAGUUUGCCUAGUAAUCUUUUUAACGGUUGCUCAAAGGACAUGAUUGCGGACUAUUCUACUGUUGUAGGUGUAACAUCCGAAACGAAAGAGUCCAGUCAAAGCAGCGGAAAUGUGGGUGGUUUAGAUGGUAUAUCAAAUAAUGUGUUAGAGGAGGGCUUUACUGCAGCUGUACAUUCUGGCGCCCAAACAUUGAGCCAAGCUGACUAUGCCAAAGAAAACCCUUUUGAUGGUUUUCCUAGUUAUCCUUCUAAUGGUUUCACAAAGGAGGACAUGACUGUGGACUAUUCUACUGUUGUAGGUGUAAUAUCUGAAAUGAAAGAAUCCAGUCAAAGCAGUGCAAAUGUGGGUGGUUUAGAUGUUAUAUCAAAUAAUAUGUUGGAGGAGGGCUUUAAUGCAGCUGUACAUUCUGGCGCCCAAACAUUGAGCCAAGCUGACUAUGCCAAAGAAAAUCCUUUUGAUGGUUUGCCCAGUAAUCCUUCUAACGGUUUCUCGAAGGACAUGAUUGUGGACUUUUCUACUGUUGUAGGUGUAAUAUCUGAAACGAAAGAGUCCAGUCGAAGCAGCGGAAAAGUGGGCAGUUUAGGUGUUAUAUCAAAUAAUAUGUUGGAGGAGGGCUUUAAUGCAGCUGUACAUUAUGGUGCCCAAACAUUGAGCCAAGCAGACUGUGCCAAAGAAAAUUCUUCUAAUGGUUUGCCCAGUAAUCCGUUUGCGACCAACAGUGCAGAUUCGAAGAUCAUUGCUGGUUGUGAGAUUGACGGACUUGAUACAUGUGAUUUUAACCCAAGAGCAGGGGAGACGAUUUGCACAAAUGAUGGUGAAAAGGCUAUAGAGAGUUGGCAACCUAGGCCUGUUCCAAAUGAUCAUUUUGUCGAAGGGGCUAUAACCGAUGAUGGAACAAAUUCAGCUAGAACUUUUGUUUACCAGAAUCGUGGGGAUUUCAACUCGCCUGGUCCAAUGAUUUCAUCAGGCCCAACAGCAUCUUCAGGUCAUAUACCAUAUUCCGGUAGCAUUUCUCUUCGGUCAGAUAGUAGCACGACCAGUACUCGUUCCUUUGCUUUUCCCAUACUACAGACCGAGUGGAACAGCAGUCCGGUGAAAAUGACGAAAUCAAAGCACAGGCAUUCUAGGAAGUCCCGUGGCUGGGGGUGGGGACUUCUUUGCUGUAAAUUCUGAAUGUUCUCUCUGUCUCUCUCUCUCUCUCUCUCUCUCUCUCUCUCUCUUUUACAUCUAAAUUAUCUAUCUGAUGUAAAGACCAUUUCCAGUUACUCUUCUUCUUUUCUUCUUUUCUUCUUUUUUUCAGCUUUUCCUUUCUUAUCCCCCCGUCCUUUCUAUCUUUGUUUAUUCUAUUGUAGUAGCAGGUUAUAGCAUUUGUGUGGUUCGGUAAUGGUUUUUUUUUCUUUUAUUCAUGUAAGCAGAGUUGUAGAUAUAGCAUUUUCCUCCUUGCUGUAACUUUCUACCUUUAAAGGCAGUGUGGGGUUUGCAAUGGAGCUUUUCGUUAUCUAUUUCCAUGGAUAAUUUGUGUUCUUAAUAUAUGUUAUCCAUAUUUGUAGCCCGC